This is a messenger RNA of Petromyzon marinus (sea lamprey), 1128 nucleotides long. The record is from RefSeq and is a predicted model, not a curated record. NCBI's taxonomy places the organism in Eukaryota, Metazoa, Chordata, Hyperoartia, Petromyzontiformes, Petromyzontidae.
GGGAGGGGCCGAGAGGGGCUCACACAAAAGGGCCCCGCGGGAGGCCGAGAGGCGACGCCACUUUACUUCACCGUCGCUCCGGGCCGCGCCGCUGUCCGCGUGUGGGACUCGGGGGCCCAAAGGGGUUCCGUCCAGGGGGUUCGGGUCCCCCGUGUUUAGUUGUGGGGCCUCCCCGACCCACGGAGCUCUCAGUUUCGUGGGUCGCGAGAAGGAGCUGGAGGUGGUGGUGGCUGCAGGGCCCCAGAAAUGCCAUCUAGAGCCGUGCAGCGGGAGACCGUGCACUCUGACGCGCAAUUGGAGCCAGAUUGCGGUGCGUACGCUGCUCCCAGCCACGGUCUGGGAUUUUCCCACGCUUACAGCGGCGGUACCGACUUGUCCGGGGCCGUGGACGGGAGCUCGAGUGAGGACGAGGAGCCAGUCGGGCGGUGGGACGCCAGAACUUACCGUGGCCGCUCGCGUUACGGUGACACGCGACUCCUCACCUCCGCGACUCACAGCGGCGGAGUGGCGAGUCGCAGGGAGGGAGGAUCCCGGACCACGGACCACGGUGCACAGAUAGACAUGGGCCAGGCGAGUCAUGACAAGUCAUCCAUGAGCUCGUAUCUUGGCAAAAGAAACAUUUACACAGACUCCGUGCUCAUGUCUGGGACUCUGGGCAGGAGCAGCUCCGUGCGUGAGCGUGCGCAGAAGUUCCAGGCAAACGAAUCAUUGCCCUUCCAGUUUGGUACUGACUACACUCUGGAGCACAAGGAGCGGCUGGGCCUGGCUCGAUCCCAAUCGCAGAAGAUCGCAUCGAGCGGCUCAGAGCACCGAGCAACUCCAAACUCGUUCAGAGGCAACAGGAAAUCAUCACCACCACCAUCAUCCUCAUCCAAAGACAGCCAGAAAUCAUCACCAUCGUUAUCAUCAAACAGAAAUAGCCAUAAUUCAUCACCACCACCAUCCUUAAAUAGAGACAGCCGGAAGUCAUCACCACCAUCCUCAAAUAAAGACAGAGGACCGGAAAUCAUCUCCGCCAUCAUCGUUCAGAGCGACUUGGAAGCCUUCACCACCACUCUCGAGACCGAGCCGCACAUCAUCUCCACCUCCCUCCAGAGAGACCACCAAGUCAUCGCUCCUCUCCAGUGA